Messenger RNA from Vicia villosa (hairy vetch), 594 nucleotides. RefSeq lists its product as uncharacterized. Lineage: Eukaryota; Viridiplantae; Streptophyta; Magnoliopsida; Fabales; Fabaceae. The transcript has a single exon. The record is from RefSeq and is a predicted model, not a curated record. Bases 1 to 594 code for a protein of 197 amino acids.
AUGUGGUGGAAAGAUAUAAUGAACAUUAACAUCGAUAGCUCGAGUCAAGCAGAGGAAUUCUCAGUAAGAGAAGCUUAUAAAGAAUUAAUAUCUUCUUCUCAAAAUAAUACAUCUAGUGCUUGGUCUAGGUUGUGGAACAGAGCAAUUCCAUCAAAGGUGUCGGGGUUGGGGUGGAGAUUGCUUCAAAAUAGAAUUCCAACUGUCAAUAACUUAAUUAAGAGAGGAGUGCUAGAUCAGAACUCAAACAGAUGUGCUGGUGAAUGUGGGAGGGAGGAAUCUGUGUCUCACUUGUUUUUUGAGUGUACGGUUUUCGCAGGAAUAUGGAAUCAUAUACUUCAGUGGCUAGGCGUGAAAAUAGCAAUGCAGAGAGAUGGUUGGCAGCAUUUGGAACAAUUCGAAGGUCUGAUUUCAAGAGACAAAACAAUAUCGACAAAGUUGACAGUAAUUUGGUUUGCUUGCAUAUGGUGUAUAUGGAAAGCUAGAAAUGAAAAGAUAUUCCAAAAUGAAGAAAUAAAUAUCGAAAAAAAUGGUGGAAGAGGCGAAAUUGUUAUCCUGGAAAUGGCUGCACAUCAAGAUAAGAUGUAUCGAAGAUAG